Molecule: messenger RNA, 2369 nt
Organism: Lathyrus oleraceus (garden pea)
Lineage: Eukaryota; Viridiplantae; Streptophyta; Magnoliopsida; Fabales; Fabaceae
Product: DEAD-box ATP-dependent RNA helicase 18
Exons: 11
Coding region: 84-1853 (589 amino acids)
Molecular function (GO): ATP binding; nucleic acid binding
Source: RefSeq, a predicted model, not a curated record
GCCCUAAAACAACGAACAUCAAAAGCAAGAAAACAAAUUACAAAGGUAGACAAAGAUUCUGAACGGCGCAAAGUUGCAUAGCCAUGGAUUCCGAGUUUCCCAACAAAGCAUUAACCACCACUCGCUUUUCCGACCUCAAACCCCCACUUUCCGAUCCCGUUCUCCAAGCCCUCACACACUCCGCCUUCGAUUUCUGCACUCCCGUUCAAGCUGCCACUAUUCCCUUACUCUGCAGCUUCAAAGACGUCGCUGUCGACGCCGCCACCGGUUCCGGCAAAACCCUAGCUUUCGUCAUUCCACUUGUCGAGAUUCUUCGUCGCUCCUCUUCCAAUCCCAAACCUCACCAGGUUCUGGGGAUAAUUAUAUCUCCUACAAGGGAACUAGCAUCCCAAAUAUAUCAUGUUGCACAACCUUUUAUUUCAACCUUAGCGAAUGUUAAAUCAAUGCUACUAGUAGGUGGAGUGGAAGUGAAAACCGACAUGCAGAAAAUUGAGGAAGAAGGUGCAAAUGUAUUGAUUGGCACGCCGGGUCGAUUGCACGACAUUAUGAAUAGGAUGGAUGUUAUGGAUUUCAAAAGUUUUGAGAUUUUGAUUCUGGACGAGGCUGAUAGGCUCUUAGAUAUGGGAUUCCAGAAGCAGAUAAAUGCUAUCAUAACUCAGUUACCUAAGCUUCGAAGGACUGGUUUAUUCUCGGCUACUCAAACUCAGGCUGUGGAAGAGCUUGCCAAAGCAGGGUUGAGGAAUCCUGUGCGGGUUGAAGUUCGAGCGGAAACAAAAACUGCAAAUGGUGCUGCAGCAUCAAAUCAACUAGAAUCUUCAAAGACACCUUCAGGUCUUCACACUGAGUACUUGAAAUGCGAGGCUGAUAAGAAGCCGUCGCAGCUAGUAGAUUUCCUUAUUAAGAACCGCUCAAAAAAAAUUAUAAUAUAUUACAUGACUUGUGCUUGUGUUGACUAUUGGGGAGUUGUUCUUCCUCGCCUUUCUGUUUUGAAAGACUUCUCCUUGAUUUCUCUUCAUGGAAAGAUGAAGCAGACUGUGAGGGAGAAGGCACUAGCUUCAUUUACAUCCCUCUCAAAUGGAAUUCUUCUGUGUACGGAUGUUGCAGCACGUGGACUUGACAUACCUGGCGUUGACUGUAUAGUGCAGUAUGAUCCUCCUCAAGACCCAAAUGUUUUCGUACAUAGGGUUGGUCGAACUGCUCGGCUGGGUAAACAAGGACAUGCGGUUAUCUUCUUAUUACCAAAGGAGGAAUCUUAUGUAGAAUUCUUGCGUAUAAGAAGAAUUCCACUUCAAGAAAGAACAUGCUCCGACAAUGCACCUGAUGUUAUACCCGAGAUUCGUACUGCGGCAACAAAAGAUCGCGAUGUCAUGGAGAAGGGAGUCAGGGCAUUUGUUUCUUACAUUCGGGCUUAUAAAGAGCAUCACUGCUCUUAUAUUCUCAGGUGGAAAGAACUUGAGAUUGGCAAAUUAGCCACAGGACAUGGCUUAUUGCAACUUCCUUUAGUGCCGGAGGUAAAACGCCACUCACUAUCCACUGAGGGGUUUGAACCUGUGAAAGAUAUCAAAUUCGAGGACAUUAAGUUCAGGGAUAAAUCAAGGGAGAAACAAAGGAAGAAAAAUCUGCAAACAAAGAAAGAAGCCAAAGAGAAAGAGCCAAAACCUAAAAAGCUAAAGAAAACUCCCAAUGUACCCGAUGUCAUGAGGAAGAAAACAGCCAAACAAAGACGUGCUCAGCAGACUGUUGAAGACGAUGAGGAGUUGACGCAAGAAUACCGCUUGUUGAAGAAAUUGAAGAAAGGGGUCAUAGAUGAGGAUGAAUAUGCCAAAUUGACAGGCACAGAAGACUUACUUUGAAAGCAAAGUUUACAUGUCUGAUUACACUACCAUGAACAUCGCUGUUGGUAUUGUAAUGAGUGCAGAACUGGUUGAAUGUUCUUAAGAUAACCAAUGGUUCUUCUCUGGGCAUACUCUAAAAGAUCUGACAUAUAUACAUCUUUCCAUGGUGAUGGACCUCAGAGUUCAGUGGACCGAUAGAGACCUUAUCACCCAUAGAUGGGCUGAAUGACAUUUAUGGAUUAAUGUACAUAGAAAGUGUCGAUGGUGCGGAGAUUUGGAAAGGGUACCCUUGAUUAGAGAAAUAGUCUUUUAAGUUUAUGAACCUCAUGAAGAUUGACUUCAUCCAGAAUUUUGUAGUAUUUUUAAUGUUCUUCACUUAUUAAUUUUUCAUGUGCCGUUGUUUAGUCUGAUAGCAUAGAAGUUAACUUAUGUUCUAGGUAUUUGUAACAUUAAUAAACAAACUCAUACUUAACAUUAUGUAUUGAAUUUAACUUUGCUAGUAUGAUUUCUGUAAUGGGAAGAAGUUUUUCCAUC